UGCGAGAGCUCUAAACCACCAUCACUCAAUGGCGUCAAAGCUUGAAGUAGAGUUUGAGAUGAAAUCCAGCCCAGAAAAGGUGUGGGAGAGCAUAAGAGAAUCCACCACUCUCUUCCCCAAAGCUUUGCCCAAGGAGUACGAGAGCAUUGAGAUCCUCGAAGGCGAUGGAAAAUCCGUCGCUUCCGUCCGUCUCAUUAAGUACCCUCCAGGAUUGUCAGCAAUUUCAAGCACAAAAGAGAAGAUUGAAGUGGUGGAUGAAGGUAAGAAAAUGCUGAGCUACAGUGUGAUAGGUGGAGAUAUAUUGAAAUACUACAAGAACUUCAAGGCCCAUCUGAGUGUGAGCCCCAAGGAUGAAGGAAGUUGGGUGAAAUGGUCAUGUGAGUUUGAAAAGGCAAGUGAAGAAGUCCCCAAUCCAGACCUCGUCCGGGAUUUUGCCAUCAAGAAUUUCCAGGAUUUGGAUGCUUACAUUCUUGGACUUGGAGCUGUCUGAAUGCGAACAUGUACUUGUGGUUAAUUGCUUUUUAUCUACUUACCUCAAUAAACGAAAAUCCUUAAUCUCUGAGAGAUCAAGGAAUCUUAACUAGCUAAUAAUUGUAUUUGAGGAGAGAUGGCCUGUGUUAAUGGCUCAAAAUUUGAAGUUAGUACAAUAUGUUUUUGCAAGUAUAUGAAUAAUUUGACUGUAAAAACUCCUGAAUUGAAGGUUUUCUCAAGAACCAA
Molecule: messenger RNA, 717 nt
Organism: Sesamum indicum (sesame)
Lineage: Eukaryota; Viridiplantae; Streptophyta; Magnoliopsida; Lamiales; Pedaliaceae
Gene: MLP423
Product: MLP-like protein 423
Biological process (GO): defense response
Source: RefSeq, a predicted model, not a curated record